AUGAUCCGUCUCAUUUUCCUUUUCGUCCUUUCGACUGCUCCCUCCUUUGGAAUUUCCUGCUACGGCUACAACGACUACCAAGAGGUCGUCGAGACCCUCCACCACCGUAAGUUCUGUACUGCGGUGUACGAGGUCUCCGAUGGCACCGGAGCCUUCGGAGGUGGUGAGAGACAUCCGUCUCGCAUCCCGAACGUCGUCAAUAUGACCAAAGGAAACGAUUGUGUCAUGCAGCACGUCCAAAGCAACCUCGGCAUUCCAUCGUCCGACAUGUGGCUGUGCUACUGUUACACAGAGAUGUGCAACUAUCCGUUCACUUGGAAAGAAUUCGUCAGCCGAGGAUACACCCUCAAACCGACCUAUGCCGCUGGAUUCGAGAAGAAGUGA
This is a messenger RNA of Caenorhabditis briggsae, 384 nucleotides long. Bases 1 to 384 code for a protein of 127 amino acids. The transcript is spliced from 2 exons. The record is from RefSeq and is a predicted model, not a curated record. NCBI's taxonomy places the organism in Eukaryota, Metazoa, Nematoda, Chromadorea, Rhabditida, Rhabditidae.